Meloidogyne enterolobii is the source of this 567-nucleotide messenger RNA. NCBI's taxonomy places the organism in Eukaryota, Metazoa, Nematoda, Chromadorea, Rhabditida, Meloidogynidae. The record is from the annotation of a GenBank genome assembly.
AUGGGAAGUACCGGGGUUGUUAGGAAAAGGUUCUUGUUAUCCCCAAUCAGAAAAGAAAGCAAUUCUGCUUCACCUAUACCUUCACCGACAUAUUCCCCUUCGAGUGUGGGAGGGGGUGGGGGAGGAGGAAAUUCGCCUAUUCACAACAAUGAAAAAAUAAAAUUAAAUCAAAUAAAAUCGGAAACUGUUUGUAAUAAUAUAAAUAAUAAUACAAAAACAACAACGAAUACUAAUUUAUUAAAUAAUGGCAAAAAAUCGGCAAUAUUUAGAGGAACAACAACGGAAAACAAUAGAAAUAGUGUGGCUAAUAAUACUUCUAUUACGAGACAUGAAGAAGACAAUUCUCUGCUUAUUCCUCCAGUCCAUGAAAUACGUUGGUGGCGCAAAUUAUUUAGACAAUUUUCUAAUCGUUUGCAUAAAUUAAAUCCGUUUACUUCUGAAAGGGAUUGGACAAUUACUUCUGUUCAAGUUGACAGAAUUUCUAUGAUUUUAUUCCCAAUGUCUUAUCUUGUCUUUAAUAUUGGUUAUUGGGCUUAUUAUUUAGGAAAGAUUGGUAGACCUUUAUAA